AUGGACCAGUUUGCAGGGCAGAUAACUCGCAAUUCUGUCGCCCAGUUAUAUAAUAACCUCUAUUUAAACCCAGCAUAUCGUGAGAUCCGACUGCUGAGUAUCGCCCCAGGUGCUUGGUCGGCAGAAAUACGGUGCAACUUAGUCAAGACUUCACUGAACAUUCGCCCAGCCUAUCGAGCCCUCUCUUACACUUGGGGUGAUGCCAGGACCACGCAGGUCGUAUCUGUCAAUGGCAAUCCAUUCCCGGUUACGCGGAACCUCGCCCGAGCUCUGCGGCGACUCCGGUAUAUUUCUGGCCAUCAAUGGUUCUGGUGGAUCGACGCCAUUUGCAUCAACCAAACCAACCUCAGUGAAAGGAGUCAGCAGGUCAGCAUAAUGCGAGACAUUUACGCUUCGUGCAUAGAAACUCUUAUAUAUCUUGGCGAGCCGCCCUCCAGCAGCGUCGAUGGAGAAAAUCUCAUCGAAGGAACGAGACCAAUCGUUUGGCAUGGCGACGUCCGUGACAAGCCAGCGUUAGAUUCGUACUGGAACGAUUUCUCCAUCGACCAAGAACAGAAAUAUCAUGUCAAAUCCAUUAAUACCAUUGACCGCACUUUUCAUGCCUUUGCUUUCCUCCGCCUACUUGCCGCGGAUUUGCACCUCACACAGCUACCCCCGUUCCAGAAAUGGGAAAAGGCGACGGAAGACCCUUACUGCAUAGCCGUCACUGAUGCUCUGAUGCAUAUUGGACAAAGUCCGUGGUGGAGGCGCGUUUGGACCGUACAGGAAACAGUCAUGCCCCCCAAAGCCAUGAUUCUGUAUGGACCGGUGGUUGUCCCGCUAUCCCUUCUGUAUUUGGCCUGGGAGCGCUUCGGGAUACACUUCAACUCAUGUUGUCUUCAUAACAAGGUGGCCAUGAAUGUUGGCCGAGGGCUAGUUGAGAUCAUGGGGCAGGAUAUGGACGAGAUCAUGACUUUGAGAGACGUCUUUGUUCGUGGCGUCAAUCACAAUUACCAUGGGAACAUCUUCCGUCUCUGCACAAAGUUUGGGGCUCGCGCGUCUACAGAUCCCGUCGACAAGGUGUACGCCUUGCUCGGUCUUGUAACUAACUGGUAUGGGCGCGAGCCAAUUUUGCCAGAUUAUACCGUCUCCGCCACCUCACUCUAUCGACGGCUGACGGUGGAUGUUCUCCUGACGGAUAUGACAUUACAUGCCAUAAUAGGCGACAUGGAAAGGAAAGACCAUCCGGAACUUCCCUCUUGGGUUAUCGAUUGGACAAACCGUAAUGUGGAGGAUGUAGACUGUGACCGAAAGCAACUCAUCAACUAUUAUCGUGCCACAGGGGAAACAAAGGCAAAUAUCCAGUUCCUUGGCUUCUCUAUGCUCCGCGUGACUGGGUUUCAAGUCGAUUGGGUUUGUGAAGUCCUGGAUCCGCUUCGUCUAAGAGCCAAGUCUAACCCACCAGACACUAUUUCAAGCGAUCAGAGAAUACUAUGCGAGUUUUACCGCCUAGCCGGGCUGCAUCAGGGACCAGAUCGGCCGUACCCAGGCGGAGGAACGUACCGAGAGGCUUUCUGGCGGGUGUUAUGCGGUGAUGGCAUGGUCCCGACGGUGGUAAAUGGCCAAGAAUCUGUUUCCAGGUCCUUUCGAAGGGCGACAUUGUCUGAUUCGGUGCACUUUGAGGACUGGGCUAUGUGUACUGUCUAUUCCCCGUUUACCGCCGAGCCCAAUGGUCUAACGGAAGAGGAAUCUGCCGCGUUCAAAAAUCUUCAAGGAUUUGGAGAGACUCGUGCUUUUCCCAAAAACGACCCUGGAAAGAGAAGUUUUCAGGGGGGCAUGACAGCUAGUGUCAGGGAUCGGAGUCUUUUCAUCACCCAGGGAGGGUUCCUAGGUAUUGGCCAUUGUCAAACGAAACCUGGGGAUGAGCUGUUUAUGCUCAUCGGUGCCAACGUGCCUUUUGCACUCCGGCCGACUGGGGAUACAACCAAUGGCUCCGAGGGAUCUGGUUUUCGGUCCGUUCAGAGAGGCAGACCCUUGCAUAAAAUCGUAGGAGAUUGUUACUUGCAUGGUCUCAUGGAUGGGCAAGCGAUGCAGGGGCAGUAUAGCUCGGUGGAUGAUGUAUACCUGGUAUAA
This is a messenger RNA of Pochonia chlamydosporia 170, 2112 nucleotides long. RefSeq names its product heterokaryon incompatibility protein. NCBI's taxonomy places the organism in Eukaryota, Fungi, Ascomycota, Sordariomycetes, Hypocreales, Clavicipitaceae. The transcript has a single exon. The record is from RefSeq and is a predicted model, not a curated record. Bases 1 to 2112 code for a protein of 703 amino acids.